Trichogramma pretiosum is the source of this 2732-nucleotide messenger RNA. RefSeq names its product cytoplasmic dynein 1 intermediate chain-like (gene sw). The transcript has 14 exons. Gene Ontology annotation, biological process: transport along microtubule. Gene Ontology annotation, cellular component: cytoplasmic dynein complex. The record is from RefSeq and is a predicted model, not a curated record. NCBI's taxonomy places the organism in Eukaryota, Metazoa, Arthropoda, Insecta, Hymenoptera, Trichogrammatidae. Gene Ontology annotation, molecular function: dynein light chain binding; dynein heavy chain binding. The coding region runs from base 549 to 2690 and encodes 713 amino acids.
GCACGUAUACACAUAUGCAUUCAUACAUGUAUGUGUACUGUACACACACCGAACGUGCGAAUCUUCUCCAUCCGAAAAAAAGGGAGUCGUUUGGAUGUUGCGCGCGUGCAGAUAUCGAAUAUGCGAUUAUAAUGGUGAUUUCGAGACUGUAACGAGUAACCUCUCUUAGUCGCGACUCGUCUGCAAACGUCGCGCAUACAUCCUAGGGAACUUUUUUCUCAUGUUACCUCAAACUCGCGAGUUUAGCUGAGUCUUGUAUAUAUACGAAAAAAAGUGGAUCGGGCGUGUUCGCCGCUCCUCGACACGACGCGUGUGCCGCCGUGUGUGUACUCUGUUGCGUACAUCAUUCAGUCAGACGUAUCGUUCCUGUGUGAAAAUAAGUUUUUUUUUGUGAAUACAUGAGUGCUUCGCGUCGUAGAUUACUGUCAAGCUUGAUUCUUUGACAACGACUCCAAAACAUCAACCAUACACAAGGAAGAAAGUUUUAUCUCUUCCCCGAGUCAUCUGGAACACGAUCAAAUACAUAAACACGAAGCAUAUUGUACAAAAUGAUGUCUGAUCGGAAAGCAGAGUUGGAGAGGAAGAAGGCUAAACUCCAAGCCAUCAGAGAAGAAAAAGAAAGGAGAAGAAAAGAAAAAGAACAAAAAGAUGUUGAAGAAGCAAGAAUCAGAGCAGCGAGCACAAAUACAGAUCAACAGAGAGAAGUGGAUGCCUUAUUGUCAUCACUUGGGGUAGCUCCUGUUUCAGAGGUGCUAUCCAGUUUAUCUAGUGCAAAUUCUCUAGCUACACCGGAGCAGAGUAUCACAGCGACUCCAGAUGCCAGUUUACAACCAAGUAGUUUAAGUUCAGCACACAGCGCACCAAAAAAGCGGAAUCGUGAGUUGACGAUAGUGUCGGUAGCCCACACAAACAUUCCACCCAAAGAACCGGUAGUCUAUACGAAGCAGACGCAAACGGCGCAAACCGUUGUCCAUGCAAAUCACGACGGACUGUCCGCCUCCUCUUCCACAUACACCAUGUCCUCCUGUUCGACAACAACACCAACUCAUUAUUGCUCCGCAGGCUACUUUGAGACCGACUGGUGGCGUCCCAGGAAAGCUCAUGCAUUCGACUAUUACGACGAGUACAAUCUUAACCCUGGUUUAGAAUGGGAGGACGAGUUUACAGUUUUGACAUAUGACGACGGCCAAGCCGAGGACGAGGAGAACAGCCUGCCUCACAUGGACGGCUUUCAAAGCAAACUGCCACCUGGUAUUCUUCCCCACGGACUGCCCCAGGUCAAGGAGGUCCAACCAGCCGUUACCCAGGAGGAGAAACAGAAGGAACAAGAAAAACUGAAAGAAGUGAGAGAGUUAAGCGAAGAGGAAAAACAGAUGCUGAUGAUAUCGGAGGAGUUCAAACGUUUCAUCGACAGAUCGAGCAGAAUAGUCGAGCGAGCGCUUGCCGAAUCCGUCAACAUAUACACAGAUUACACGGGCACGAUGGACGGCGAGGAUGGAAUGGACGACAAGAGCCACCAGUGCCUCUGGCUAAAUCGGCAAUUCUUCGACGAGCGCUGGUCGCGCAAUCGUUGCGUCACGGCGAUCGACUGGUCGCCCCAGUUCCCCGAGCUGCUGGUCGCCUCCUACAACAACAACGACGACACGCCCCACGACCCGGACGGCGUCUGCCUCGUUUGGAACACCAAGUUCAAAAAGUCCACGCCCGAGUUCAUCUUCCACUGUCAGUCGCCCGUGAUGUCGACGACCUUCGCCAGGUUCCAUCCGAAUCUCAUACUGGGCGGCACGUACUCGGGCCAGGUGGUGCUCUGGGACAACAGGGUGCAGAAGAGGGUGCCCAUUCAGCGCACGCCGCUCUCGGCUGCGGCUCACACCCAUCCGGUGUAUUGUUUGCAAGUCGUAGGUACCCAAAAUGCGCAUAAUCUGAUCAGUGUGUCGACCGACGGAAAAUUGUGCUCCUGGAGCUUGGACAUGUUGUCGCAGCCGCAGGAAAUGCUCGAAUUGCAGAACAAGCAGUCGAAACAGAUUGCAGUGACGCAAUUGGCCUUCCCUCACGGCGAUGUAAAUAAUUUCGUAGUUGGUAGCGAAGAUGGAACUGUUUAUUCUGCUUGUCGUCACGGUACGAGAGCAGGUGUCACGGAGAUGUACGAGGGUCACAUGGGCCCGAUCACGGGCGUCGACGCGCACGCCGUGCCCGGUGGCAUCGACUUUUCCCACUUGUUCCUUAGUUCCUCGGUCGACUGGACCAUCAAACUUUGGAGCAUGAAAGAGAACAAGCCACUGUACUCCUUCGAGCACAACAGCGACUACGUUUACGACGUAGCUUGGUCGCCCAGCCAUCCAGCCGUUUUCGCCGCAGUCGAUGAUUCCGGUAAACUCGAUCUCUGGAAUCUGAAUCAGGACACCGAGAUACCUGCGGCCAGUAUCACGAUCGAUGGCUCGCCCGCUCUCAACAGGGUGUCUUGGUCAUCCAACGGUAUGCACAUUACUGUGGGAGAUGACAGCGGCAAGAUUUGGGUGUACGACGUAGCCGAGCAUAUCGUGCACCCAAGAAUGGAUGAAUGGGAUAAAUUUCUAUUUUGCCAACAAGAAUUCAAAAAUAAUAAAGCUGAUGAAGAAUUUGAUAAACUUAAUAUUAGUUCAGGACCGCCUUCGUUAUCGUCGAUGACGUCUCUACCCUCAGCUAGAUAAAUGUUGCCCAGACUAUGAAAAUUCUAGCCAAGUAGCUAGAGC